AUGACCCGUGCCGCAGAGCGGGGCCAAGGGGCUACAGGCUGGGGUUUGCGGGGAGCCCUAGUGGCCAUAGCGCUGCUGUCGGCGCUGAAUGCCGCGGGCACCGUGUUUGUGCUGUGCCAGUGGCGCGAGCUUAGCGCGGCGCUGCGGGCGCUGGAGGCUCAACGCGGCCGGGAGCAGCGCGAAGACAGUGCCCUACGCGCCUUUCUGGCGGAAUUGAGUCGAGCAACGGGCCGGGUCCCCGAAUCACCCCAGGACUCCGCGAGCGCAGCGCGCAACAAGCGCAGCCACAGCGGAGAGCCUACGCCACACAUCCGCGCCGAGAGCCAGGAUAUGAUGAUGAUGAUGACCUACUCCAUGGUGCCGAUCCGAGUGAUGGUGGACCUGUGUAACAGCACCAAGGGCAUCUGCCUUACAGGACCACCUGGCCCACCAGGACCUCCGGGAGCUGGCGGGUUACCAGGACACAAUGGAUCAGAUGGACAGCCUGGUCUCCAGACCAAAGGCGAAAAAGGAGCAAACGGGAAGAGAGGAAAAAUGGGGUUACCUGGAGCCACGGGAAACCCAGGGGAAAAGGGAGAGAAGGGAGAUGCUGGUGAACUGGGCUCUCCUGGAAAUGAGGGCCCCCCGGGGCAGAAAGGUGAAAAGGGAGACAAGGGAGAUGUGUCCAACGAUGUGCUUCUGACAGGUGCCAAAGGUGACCAAGGCCCUCCUGGCCCACCUGGACCCCCAGGGCCUCCAGGCCCACCUGGAAGCAGAAAAUCCAAAGGCCCUCGGCAGCCAAACAUGUUCAAUAGCCAGUGUUCAGGUGAGACGUGUGCCAUACCAAAUGAUGACACCUUGGUAGGGAAAGUUGAUGAGAAAGUAAAUGAGCGCCAUUCUCCGCAAACAGAAUCCAUGAUCAUCUCCAUUGGAAACCCAGCCCAAGUACUAAAAGUGAGAGAGACCUUUGGGACUUGGAUAAGAGAGUCUGCUAACAAGAGUGACGAGCGUAUCUGGGUGACAGAGCAUUUUUCAGGAAUCAUGGUGAAGGAGUUCAAAGACCUGCAAGCUCUUCUCAACAGCAGUUACACGCUCAUCCACCUCCCGCAUUACUUCCACGGCUGCGGGCAUGCGGUUUUCAACAACUCUCUCUACUACCACAAAGGGGGCUCCAACACCAUAGUGAGAUUUGAAUUUGGCAAAGAGACACCCCAAACGCUGAAGCUUGAAAAUGCUUUGUAUUUCGAUCGAAAAUACCUCUUUACAAAUUCCAAGACUUACUUCAACAUAGCUGUGGAUGAGAAAGGCGUCUGGAUUAUCUAUGCUUCGAGUGUGGAUGGCUCAAGCAUCCUUGUGGCCCAGCUGGAUGAGCAGACGUUCUCUGUGUUACAGCACAUCAACACCACGUACCCCAAAUCCAAGGCCGGCAACGCCUUCAUAGCCCGAGGGAUUCUCUACGUCACAGACACCAAAGAUAUGAGGGUCACAUUCGCCUUCGAUCUGCUUGGAGGAAAACAGAUCGAUGUGAACUUUGAUUUCAGAAUGAAUCCAUCUGUUCUUGCCAUGUUAUCAUACAACAUGAGGGAUCAGCACUUAUACUCAUGGGAAGACGGUCAUUUGAUGCUUUAUCCUGUGCGGUUUUCGUCGGCAGCAUCAAGUCAACGAUAG
Messenger RNA from Arvicola amphibius (Eurasian water vole), 1647 nucleotides. RefSeq names its product gliomedin (gene Gldn). The record is from RefSeq and is a predicted model, not a curated record. Gene Ontology annotation, biological process: signal transduction. Lineage: Eukaryota; Metazoa; Chordata; Mammalia; Rodentia; Cricetidae. Gene Ontology annotation, cellular component: cell surface.